AGUGCUGUCACUUCAUUUUUCCUACAGGUCAGUCUCAAAGAUGGCUCAAACCAAAUCAGCACAAAUGCUCGAGUGGCAAGAUGGGGAUGGUCUGAAUACGAUGAGAGGCACUACUCACAGGGUGACUGGAACAUCCAGCAGCAGAACUAUGCAGCCGUAUAUGGGGAAGCUGUCGACACUGAAGAUUAUGUAGCACUAAGUCAAGCCAGUUGCCGUCACACUUUGACAACAUAUGAAAACUCAACUGACAGAUUCAUAGAGGAAGCAAUGGCUCUGAGCCUUAAAGCACUGGUGAUAGAUAAACAUCAACCACACAACAUGAUUGCGUACGAACCUGCAUUAGAGUACACAUUAGAUGGAAAACGAAUGGCUCUGAUAGUGUGUGACACAUCCAGAGACGGAUGCCAGCACGACAUCCAACGUGUGCUCAAAUUCUGCGGCCAGAAUGGAUUCAGCUGUUAUCAGACUGCCCAGUUCACUAAAGCGGGGCUGAUGGACGAUUUGGAGGCCUUUAAGGGAAUGCUGAGUGAUGAUGUCUGCUGCCUCACCAUUUUCAUCAUGGCCCACGGAAGUCUUGGGCACAUCAAUGUGUCCGACGGCCAGAUUGAGCUGCAGAGAAUCUCUGAGAUGUUUGACAACCGAGGAUGCCCAGCACUGCGUGGAAAUCCCAAACUGUUUGUGAUACAAGCAUGUCGAGGAGUCCAGCAGUGUUCAAAUAACCCCUGUUUUGAUGCAAGCGAGCUGUCAGGUGUAGAUCAGGAGCGCCUGUGGCCGGUGGAGUCGGAUUCCUUGUUUGUCUAUGCAGUGUGUCCAGGGAACCUGGCGAUCCGUUACCCCGACACUGGGAGUCCACUGUUUGAGGAGAUGAACCAUGUAUUCUCUCAAUCUGUCUCCGAUUAUAGCAUGCACGAUCUCUUCACCAUGGUGAACAGCAGACUGGAGAAGAGAAUAGAGAGAGUUGGAUACAAAACAGACCGACGACCUUGGCAGAUUCCACAGAACCUUGUAAUGCCUGGACUGGGACGAAGGAGAGAAGCAUCAGGACCAGUGGGUGGCCCACUGCAUAUUGUUGACCGUCUGACUCAAAAAUGGUACCUGAGGUAGCUCACCAGGGAGAGCGCCUACCAUUAGAAGGACAGUCCUGGACAUUUGAAGUGGGGUUGAAUGAGGUACUUAACCAUAGUCAGUGUAUUACAUGCAGUAGAUGGCAACAUCCAGUUUAGAGGAACAGGCAGGAGUACUGCCAUGGAUUCGAAACAAUGCACUGCUGUGGACAUGGCCGCAGCAAAAUGUAUUUUAGCCACCUAAAAAAAUCAGUAUCAGUUUAAUUGUGUGCUACAUUGGGAAUAUUUUCACUGCUUUACCUUGCUGGGAAACAGACAUUUCUUACAGAACUGCAGUUACAUCACUCUCUUCGCAGCCAGACUCCACUGAGAAAAACAGUAAUUUAACAUCACUGAACAUGGGAGCUGCUGGUCUACAGCUGCCUCGAUUAACAAGUUAGUUUGUGUUAUUGUGUGACUUUGGCAUUUAAUCGGGUUGGUUUCAGAUUCACCAAAGUCACACAAUAACACAAGCUAACUAAGUGAUAGAGGCAGCAGUAGACCAGCAGCUCCUGUGUUUAGUGAGCUAAAAUUCCUGUUUUUCUCAGUGGAGUCUGGCGAUUUUGACAAGAGCAUAGAUUGGGAAUGGGCUGUCUGACAGAAGGUUAAAGCAAUCCUCAUCUAGCCAGAUGCCAAGAUAUUUGUACUCUGUGAUUCUCUCGAUUUCUGAGCCAGUUUUGGUGUAUAAAUGCACACUAUUGAAAUCAAUGUUUUUGGCUCGGGUAAACAACACGUAUUUUGUCUUAUUUGCAUUAAGAAGUAGUUUAUGUUUGAUUAGAGAUUGUUGAAAAGAAUUAAAAGCAGUUUGCAAGUUGAUGGCUGUCUGAACAGAAUCCGCACAUCCGUACAAUAUAAAAUUGUGUCAUCUGCAUAAAAAUGGGCAUGACAACCAAUUAAAGAAGGAAUAAUAUCAUUAAUACAGACAGUAAAAAGCAAUGGACCCAAAACAGACCCUUGAGGUACACCUCCACUAACUGACAAAAAAUCAGAUUUUGUAUGGCCAAGCUUAACACAUUGACACCUGUCAGUGAAGUAGCUCUGAAACCAUGCACAUGCAUUUUCAUCCAACCCCAUUGCAUCUAAUUUUCUCAAGAGCAAGUGAUGAUUGACUGUAUCAAAUGCUUUAGACAGAUCUAUAAAAAGAGCAGCGCAAUGAUAUCUUCUGUCUAAUGCAGUAUGUAGUAUCUUCUGUCUAACCGAUUGGCUAAUAGUCAGCUGAUUGGUUGAAGUGGAGGGAGUGGGAUGAAGAGAGAAUUGUGAAUGGAUAUAACAUAAAGAAAGUUUUCCUGAUUGAACUUAUGCUGAGCUUUGUCUAUCUGAGAGAUGUAUAGAGCCUCUUUCUGUAUGAUAAAAAAAAGGUGGUGUGACACAUGCCAGUACUACUUCAGGGUGUUUUUGGCUGUGGGCUGGGGGAAUGUAUGUCUGUAGAUUUUACUGUUGCCAUUUUUAAUGACAGUAUGUACAAAGACAUGAUGUCCAAUAAACUACAGCUUUGACCUGUA
Molecule: messenger RNA, 2605 nt
Organism: Epinephelus fuscoguttatus (brown-marbled grouper)
Lineage: Eukaryota; Metazoa; Chordata; Actinopteri; Perciformes; Serranidae
Product: caspase-14-like
Exons: 6
Coding region: 268-1104 (278 amino acids)
Biological process (GO): proteolysis
Molecular function (GO): cysteine-type endopeptidase activity
Source: RefSeq, a predicted model, not a curated record